GCAGCUCUUCCUACACUAUGCUGAAGUUUGUUAGUAAACAAGCCCUAACCAUCGAAAUAAGGUGUGAACAAUGUUGCGUUCAAUAAUUUUAGCAUUACUUUUGACAGAGCUUGUAAUUUCUGGUCCUCACACUUACAAGAGUAAAAAAGGUUCUAAAGAAACUCUAGAUGAGAGUUCUAGCUUCAAACUUCAUUUCAAAGAUGGACAGCAUAAUAAUGAAUUUGAUCAUGAGUCCAUUUUGGGAAGCCAUAAUGCUGCUGAAGAAUUUGAUAGCCUUUCUCCAGAAGAAUCUAAGAAGAGGCUUCAUGCUCUAGCUUUAAAAAUGGAUAGCAAUGAUGAUGGUUAUGUUGAUAGAAAAGAAUUGACGCAAUGGAUUUUGAGAUCUUUUAAGAUGCUAACAGAAGAAGAAGCUUUGGAUGAAUUGGAAGAUGAAGAUGGAGAUGAGGAUGGAAAAGUCACAUGGGAAGAGCAUUUAGCAGAAACCUAUGGCAUGUAUGAUGAUGAUCUUGCACUUACACAAGACUCAGUGGAGGAUUAUCAGAUGUUGCAAAAUGAUAAAGAGCUAUUUAAAGCAGCAGAUCUAAAUGGUGAUGGAAUUUUAAACAAAUCAGAAUAUCCUGCCUUUUCGCAUCCUGAAGAGUUCAAACACAUGCAUCAGGUUUUGUAUGAACAAAUGAUGAGAAAACGUGACGUGAAUAAUGAUGGAUUUCUUAGUUUUGAAGAAUUCAUUGCAGAUCACCAUGGUCAAUCCCCUUCUGAAAAUAGUGAAAACUACGCUGUAGAAAAAGAUAGAUUUAUCCAUGAUUUUGACUUGAAUAAUGACAGCAAAUUGAGUAAAGAAGAAGUACUUCUCUGGAUUAUACCAAACAAUGUAGAGACUGCUGAGAAUGAAGCAGAUCAUUUAUUGGAGAGUUCGGACGUUGAUAAAGAUGCCAAAUUAUCGAUUAAAGAGAUUGUUGAUCAUCAUGAAAUAUUUGUGGGAAGCGAAGCGACUGACUUUGGAGAACAACUUCAUAAAAGUAGUCAUCAUUAUGAGGAUGAGCUAUGAACUUUUAAUCCGUCUUUAUUUAUUUUUUUUUUAUUCUGAAUUUUAAGCUUGUUUUAUCUUUUUUUUUUAAAUUGGCUUAAAAUGCAUCUCAAAAUACAUAAGUGUUUUUAGUAAAGAAGAGCUUAUAUUUUGUUUUUAAUCUAUGCAUUAGGAGCAAUUUUUCAUAUUCUCAUAUUUAAAUUAUUGGGUGAGACCAAGACCAAAUAUUAUGUCAAUCUAUUAAAUAUGGCUGUAUUCAGAACCAACUUUAUCUCUGGCACUGUUAAUUGAUUCUAAUUUCAAGCUAUUUCACGUUCAAGCUAUCUAAUUCAAGUAGAAUUCAUUGCAACCUCUGUAUAUAUUAUUUUCAUUUGGGAUAUAUUAUUUUACUGAGAUAUGUAAUAGAGUGUGAUUAGCAAACAUUAUAUUGGUUAUUUUAGAAGUAAAAUUAGAAAAAUAUUCAAAAUAUAUUUACAAGCUAUUUAAAAAAAAACUCUGGAAUUAAUUUUCAAUUAUUUUUGUAAUCAAUUAUAAUAAGCCCAUAAAGUGUUACUGAACUAAACUAUGUCUUAUGCUAAUAAGGUAUAUUAAGUUUCUUUUUUAUUAUUAUUAACCUUUUGAAAUAAUCAAUUGCUUUAUAUGUCAGUAGAUAAAAUAAUUUUUUUACAGCUUACGAGGUCUAUAAUGAUUUGUGAUCUUCAAAAAACAUUUAAGAUUUAUUUAUCAAGUUGAAAAGCAGUGUAUGAUAAUAAAAAAAAAUUAAAUUGUGCCAAAGUAAUUAAAAUAUGUUCCUCAGGAUGUCAAUGAUGUAUUUGCUUAAUGUGAGUCAUUAUGUACACAGAGUGUUUGUGCGUGUAGAUCAAAUGUUUUUAUUGACUGUAAACACUUUUGCUUUACAUUGGAUUUUAUGUCUGGAAUGUCAUUUCUUUCAAUGUUCUGUAAUUUUUAAAGCAUGUUUGUGAAGUCCUCUCUCUUUUGUAUUUUUCAAAUAAUAUAAAUAUGUUCUCUUAAA
Parasteatoda tepidariorum (common house spider) is the source of this 2039-nucleotide messenger RNA. RefSeq names its product reticulocalbin-2. Lineage: Eukaryota; Metazoa; Arthropoda; Arachnida; Araneae; Theridiidae. Gene Ontology annotation, molecular function: calcium ion binding. The record is from RefSeq and is a predicted model, not a curated record. Gene Ontology annotation, cellular component: endoplasmic reticulum.